GCCGCAGCGGGGUUGGGGGCGGGGGAAGAAGAGGAAGAGGUGGAAGAAAGGGAGGAAGAGGAGGAGGCGGAAAAGGCGGAGGAGGCGUGGUGGGGCUGCCGGGCCGGGACAUGGAGCAGCGCGACGGGGGCUGAGCGGUGUCCAAGAUGUUGCAGGUCCCGCUACCGCUGGAUCGGGACGGGAUCCUGUUCCGGCUGCGUUUCACCACGCUGGCUCUCGGGACUGUGUUCUGCCCCCUCUUUGGCUUCCUCUUCUGUGUCAUCUGGUCCCUGCUCUUCAACUUCCGUGAGACGACUGCGACGCACUGCGGGGUGCCCAACUACCUGCCGUCCAUCAGCGCGGCCAUCGGCGGCGAGGCCCCGCAGCGCUACGUGUGGCGCCUGUGCAUCGGCCUGCACUCGGCGCCGCGCCUGCUCGUGGCCCUGGCCUACUGGAACCACUACCAGAGCUGCCACUGCUCCCACCCCCGCUACCUGCGCCUCUGCCACCUCACCCUGCUGCUCAACCUGCUCGAGAACUUCGCCCUCCUCAUCCUCACCUACGUGUCCUCCACCGAAAACUAUGGGCUGUGGUGCUGUGAGCAGCAUCCCAGGAUCUUCCCCAGCCUUUGGGGUGAGGCUGUUCCGUGGUGGAGCCCAGAGACUGGGAUGGCUCCUGCUGAUGGAGCAAUCCACGAAAAUGCCUUCAUCGUGUUCAUCGCAUCGGCCCUGGGCCACAUGCUGCUCACCUGCAUCCUCUGGAGAAUGACUAAGAAACACACAGUAAGUCCCGAGGAGCGCAAGUCAUACAAGUGGAAGCAGCUGCUCUUCUUCUUCACCUUCAUCACGUUUGCGUUCGCCGUGUGUGUUUACUUCCACCACAACUGGUACUGCGGCCCUGGAGUGUACACUGUCUUUGCCUUCCUGGAGUACCUGGUUGUCCUCUCCAACAUGGCCUUCCACAUGACUGCCUUCUGGGACUUUGGCAACAAGGAGCUGGUGGUGAGCUCGCUGCUGGAGGACAAGCACUUCUAGGCAGCCCCGCUGCGGGGGCUGCUGCCGUGCUGCUGGGCCGGGCUGUUUGCUGUGCAGCUGCUGCGAGAUCGUGCCGAGAGCCAGGAGCGCCAGCUGCACCUGCAGCUCCUGCUGGGACCCCGUCCUGGCUGCUCCACGAGGGCAGGGAGGAGCAGGGUCCUGCUGCCUGUCGCUUUGGAGGAUGCUCCAGGGAGAGCAGGAUGCUGCUCCUGCUAUCAGGGCACGGGGGUCCAGCCCUGCCCUGUCCUUUCUUGGCCCGGGGGGUCUCACAGUUCCUCCUUCAGGCUGGGGGUCUUGGGGCAGGUCCUCAAAAAGGGCUGGUGGCCUUUUGGGCUGGCUUCAGGCACUGGUGUCCCACUGGGCUGGGCCAGGGUCCUGGCCCAUCUGUGCCUGAGUUCCCGGGAGGGAGCAGGAAGGUGCUGGGCUGUGCAGGGACUGCCUGGAGCAGGGUGGGAGUACACAGGACAGGGCAGGUGCUGGGAGCAUCCACACCUCACUCCUGCCUGUCCCAGGAGCCUCCCCAGCAGCACAGGCUGCUCCAGGGGUGCUGUGCCAUUCCAAGACGGUUUGAGGAGGAGGGGUGAGUGUGCUGGUGCUGGAGCUCUUUGCCCCAGUGUCCCCAUGGAUUCCCCUGUGCCAUGGGGCCGGAGCUGGGAACCGCUGGGGUUCAGCACUGCCCCCAAUGUGCAGCUCUGGCUGCUAGGGCACAGGGGACAUGACUGGAUGGCAGAUGGGGGAUACAGUGUCCCCAGGCUCCUCCUGCAAUGCCCCUGGAAGGGGCAGCUGGAGCUCUCUUGAUUUUGGGGAGGUCUGCACUUGCCAGGGCUCAUCCCACCGCACGCUUGGCCAGGAAGGACCAGCGUGGGUCCCUCCCUGCCCUUCACCUGGGCACAGCCACCCCUGAGAGCCCCCUGGGAUGUCCCACCGCUCCUCCCAGGGCUGGGCAGAGCCUCCUCCAGUGGGAGCUGGCAGAGCUGGGGCCGGGCUGGCUUCGAGCGGGUCCUGCCGCACGUGUCCAUCGUCACUGUCCCCAUCCAUGGGCUCCAUCCGUGUCCCUGCAUGCGUGUGACGCGCUGCGCCGCAGCGCCUUGGCUUUGAAGUGGAAAUAAAGCACCAAGUAUUUUUGUGA
Messenger RNA from Prinia subflava (tawny-flanked prinia), 2142 nucleotides. RefSeq names its product post-GPI attachment to proteins 2 (gene PGAP2). The record is from RefSeq and is a predicted model, not a curated record. The coding region runs from base 147 to 1013 and encodes 288 amino acids. The transcript has 7 exons. Gene Ontology annotation, biological process: GPI anchor biosynthetic process. NCBI's taxonomy places the organism in Eukaryota, Metazoa, Chordata, Aves, Passeriformes, Cisticolidae. Gene Ontology annotation, cellular component: Golgi membrane; endoplasmic reticulum membrane.